UCCAGCAGCACAGCGCGGCAUCGGCCGUACCAUCUCGUCUCCUCCCCUGCUCCUCUCCUCCCUAGGUCACCUUGCCUCGCUGCCUGCCGCCUCCUCCGCUUCAUCCGACGCCGAACAAGGGGGAGGAGAAGAGAAGCCCGUGCGCCAUGUUCAAGAAGUUUUCUUCAGAAGAUAUAUCCGGACAGAAUCAAGUUAAAGCCUCUGUACAGCGAAGGAUUCGGCAAAGUAUCGCUGAUGAGUACCCUAGCCUUGAACCUUUGCUAGAUGACUUGCUCCCAAAGAAGUCACCUAUGAUUGUUGUUAAAUGCCAAAACCAUCUGAAUCUUGUGGUGGUGAAUAAUGUCCCGCUAUUUUUCAACAUCCGUGAUGGUCCUUACAUGCCAACGCUGCGUCUUCUUCACCAAUAUCCUGAAAUCAUGAAAAAGUUCCAAGUGGACAGAGGUGCUAUCAAAUUUGUGCUCUCUGGUGCAAACAUAAUGUGUCCUGGAUUGACGUCACCUGGCGGUGUCUUGGAUGAUGAAGUCGAGGAGGAAACACCAGUGGCUAUAAUGGCUGAAGGCAAACAACACGCACUGGCAAUUGGAUUUACAAAGAUGUCAGCGAAGGACAUAAGGACCAUCAACAAAGGGAUUGGAGUUGAUAAUAUGCACUAUCUAAAUGAUGGCCUAUGGAAGAUGGAAAAGCUCGAAUAAGAAGAAUACAGUGAGCGAUGCUGAACUUACAGUAUGGUCAUAUUGCAAUGUAAGGACCAGUAGAACUAUGUAUCUACACAGCUGGUAUCGUUUGAACAAAUGAAGUAUCCAGAAGCUACAUUUUCCUGAUAGAAGUUGAGUUUACUCCGCCCCUUUUGUGUUGGAAUGUCUGUUGAGACACCUUGAAUGCGGUGUUCAGCGCUUUAAAUGGCAAUACUGGAAUCCUUUGUAUGAUCCUGUCAGCUUAUCAUUAGUCAGUGCGCUUUCACCAAAACAAUUUACAUUGAAUGGAAACAAGAAAAUCCUUAAAGCUCGACAUGAGUAAUUUGAUUUUAGUUUGUAUUUUAUAACUUCUUUUCGUUGACUAACACCUUGAAUGCGGUGUUCAGCGCUUUAAAUGGCAAUACUGGAAUCCUUUGUAUAA
Messenger RNA from Setaria italica (foxtail millet), 1116 nucleotides. Its product is annotated as malignant T-cell-amplified sequence 1 homolog. Bases 147 to 692 code for a protein of 181 amino acids. The transcript has 8 exons. Gene Ontology annotation, molecular function: RNA binding. Lineage: Eukaryota; Viridiplantae; Streptophyta; Magnoliopsida; Poales; Poaceae. The record is from RefSeq and is a predicted model, not a curated record. Gene Ontology annotation, biological process: formation of translation preinitiation complex.